This is a messenger RNA of Neltuma alba, 900 nucleotides long. Its product is annotated as B-box zinc finger protein 20. Gene Ontology annotation, cellular component: nucleus. Bases 132 to 854 code for a protein of 240 amino acids. NCBI's taxonomy places the organism in Eukaryota, Viridiplantae, Streptophyta, Magnoliopsida, Fabales, Fabaceae. The transcript is spliced from 3 exons. The record is from RefSeq and is a predicted model, not a curated record. Gene Ontology annotation, biological process: photomorphogenesis; regulation of DNA-templated transcription. Gene Ontology annotation, molecular function: zinc ion binding.
GUCGCCACUAUCCUUCCUCUUCCUACUACUUUCAAAUUCAAAACCAUCCUCCUCAGAUUAAUUUUCUCGCUACAGCUCGCUAGCUUUCCUCCAAAAGCAAACGCUCAGAUUACCAAAAGAGAGAGAGAGAGAUGAAGAUCCAAUGUGAUGUGUGCGAGAAAAUGGAAGCUUCAGUUUUCUGUGCUGCAGAUGAAGCUGCUCUCUGCCAUGGAUGUGAUUCCAGUAUCCACCAUGCCAACAAGCUCGCAGGCAAACAUAUGCGCUUCUCUCUUCACCACCCCACCUCUAAAGAUUCCGCUCUCUGUGAUAUCUGCCAAGAGAAGCGAGCAUAUCUAUUUUGCAAAGAAGACAGAGCAAUACUAUGCAGAGAAUGUGACCUUAACAUCCACAGAGCCAAUGAACACACCCAGAAACACAAUAGAUUUCUUCUCACAGGCGUGAAGCUUUCUGAUUCUUCUUCCGGGGAUCCGUCUUCAUCGUCCUGCAAUGCCGUCACCACUGAGAAUAAAAGAGUCGAUAAUGGAAGUCGUGAGGCUAGAAGAUCGUGUCGGAAUUCUGACACAAACAGACCCAGAUGGGAUUGCAACGAGAAUUUCAGUUCUUCUAAUUCAGCUGUGAAUUCAGAUAAUACUAUGGUUAGUGACACAGAAGCAGUUUCGACGAGCAGUUUUUCUGAGUAUUUGAUUGAGACGAUACCUGGGUUUUGCUUUGAAGACCUAAUCGAUGCUUCGUUUCCACCUCCCUGUAAGAAUGAGGGUAAGCAUGAUGCCACAUUCGAUGAUGAAUAUGAAGAUGUUGAAGUCAGAAUGUGUUUAUAUCCAAAACUAAACGCAGCAAAAGAAAUCUGGAAAUAGAAGCAAAAUGGCUUCCCCUAAUCUGUCAACUGUCUCCCUCAAUCUC